AUGGAAGGCGACCUGUUUAAGUACAAAGGAAACAUCACAAAGAUUGUGCACCCGUACCUUACCCCUACUGUACGUGAGAUGAAGCAGAGAUACAUGGAAAAUUUUAAGACAUACACGAAAGAAGUUAAGGAUACAUCCAUCGAUGCGUUGAAGGCGAAGCUAAAAGGCGUGACUGUCCUGACUUCAUCAGCGGAGGUUGCGGACGAAGACAAAGAUUUGGGUGGCCACCAUUAUGUUCCAAGUCCACCACACCCUUUUAAUCAUGCUGGUUCAAGUGGACUUAAAAUUUCACCAGACGCUUCUAAUGACGAUGACCUACGCGAGCGUGUUGCCUUGCUUGAGAAAAUCGUAUUGACGGACAUGGCUGCAGCAGAUGAAAAAAGUAAAAAAGAGAAGAAAGAAGAAGAAACGGAAGAGGAGAAUGCAAUAGAUGAAGAAGAAGAAGAAGAAGAAGAAGAAGAAAAAGAGAAGAUGAGGAGAUGA
Messenger RNA from Capsicum annuum, 483 nucleotides. RefSeq lists its product as uncharacterized. NCBI's taxonomy places the organism in Eukaryota, Viridiplantae, Streptophyta, Magnoliopsida, Solanales, Solanaceae. The record is from RefSeq and is a predicted model, not a curated record. The transcript is spliced from 3 exons. Bases 1 to 483 code for a protein of 160 amino acids.